UUCUUAGUUUCGCUAGGCUGAUCAGUAUUCACUAUUCAGUAGAUUUUUAGAAGUCAUUGGAGAGGCAUGUGUAGUAUGUAGGUGAUAUUCAGUUUUGAAUCAUCUAUAAACGAUAAUAAGUUAACAUAACGUCCACUAUUUCGUUACAAGGCAGUUGCUAGUUUAUUUAAAAUAUAAAAACAAUCUGAGAAAAACUUAAUUUGUGAGUUGUUAGUGCUUCUAAGGAAGACAUCGAUCAACAGCUGAUCUUGGAGCAUCAUAGAUCAGGCUCUCGCAAUGCCCUCAACACAUGUGAUAUAAAGUGCAAUUAUUUACAAGUAGCGUUUAGUACGUGAUGGAUCCGGGAUACUUCGACAUCGAGCGGAAACAAAACCCGCGGGAGAAGGCAAAUUUGAUCUCCAAGACAAGCUUCUGGUACACGAAACAGCUUUUUGAAAAGGGUAGGAAAGGACAGCUCAGCAUUUCUGAUGUAUACAGAUGUACGCCAGGGCACAGGGCUGCCCCUCGAGGUGACAGUAUGAGCGAGAAGUGGAAAGAGGAAUUGGAAAAAAAAGAUAAGAAUAAGAAGCCUUCACUACUUCGUUGCAUCAUUUCCUUGUACGGUCUCAAGUUUAUCGUCACCAAUUUUAUUUUUGCAAUCAUCGAUACGUUCUUUAGAAUAUCUACGCCGAUAUGUUUGGGAGGCUUAAUAAACUAUUUCUCGUCACCGAAAUCCGGGGUAACAUCGACACAGGCCUAUCUCUACGCUCUGGGCAUUGUUGGUUUCAUGGCAAUGAACGCGACUCUCAUCCAUCCAAUGUUGCUGAAUCUACUCAACAUGAGUAUGAAGAUACGCGUCGCUUGCUGCUCACUCAUAUAUAGAAAGCUUCUCCGGCUAGAUCUCACCGCUGGCGGUAAAGCUUCCGAAGGUCUGGCCGGCCACGUGGUCAACCUUCUCACUACAGACGCCCAGCGGUUCGACAUGGCCAGCGUGUUUCUGUUCGACCUGGUCCGGACUCCCAUCGAGAGCGUCAUCAUUGUAUACCUGAUGUACCAGCAGAUUGGAGUCUCUUCAAUCAUCGGUGUUGCGUUCUUGUUGAUGUUCAUACCAUUACAAGGUUAUUUGGGCAAGAUAUCGAGCCGGUUGCGAAGGCAAACGGCCGUCCGGACGGACAACCGGAUCAGGCUGAUGAACGAAACGAUACAGAGCAUCGAAGCUAUAAAAAUGUACGCCUGGGAGAACGCCUUCGCUGGGAUCAUUGGAAAGGCGAGGAAAAAAGAAAUGAACGUCAUCAAGAAGAUGUCCUGGCUGCGUACCGUGAUGAUAUCAUGCGUGAAACUCAACACAAAAGUCGCCAUAUUCCUCAGUAUUAUUGCCUUUAUCUCCUUCCAAAACGACCUCACCGCUUCCAAAGUGUUCGUCAUCUUCGCGUACUACGAAAUGUUGAAAUCGACGCUCGUGGAUUUCUUGCCACUUUCAAUCACGUUCACGUUGGAGGCGUACAUCAGUGUGCAGAGAAUGCAAGAGUUUCUGAUGCUGCCAGAGGUUGAGAAUCAAGAUGGCGUCGACUUGUUGAAUAUUGAUAAGAAGGAGAUUAAGACGAACGGCGUUUUUGAGAAAAUUGGGAACGGGCAACAGGCGUAUAUAAAAUCAGAAUCAAACCUUGAACAAGCGAAGCCGGACUACCUGAUCAACUUCAAGGAUUAUACCGUGUACUGGCGGAACACUGAAGACGAGACCUUGGACAGAACUGUGCCCGCUUUGAUGAACAUUAACAUGGCGAUAAGACCGGAGUCCCUGACUGUGGUUGUCGGGAUGGUGGGGUCUGGCAAGUCCACGCUCAUCCAUGCUAUGUUGAAGGAGUUCAUCCCCAGCUCGGGAACGAUCAGCGUCUGUGGGAAGUUGGCCUACGCCUCGCAGGACCCCUGGCUUUUCGACGCCUCGGUUCGUCAGAACAUACUGUUCGGCCAAGACUUGGACUUGCGCCGAUACAAGCAAGUGAUCAAAUGUUGUCAGCUGAAGACUGAUUUAGAAAUACUCGCGCACGGCGACAAAACCGUAGUUGGUGAACGGGGCACGUCACUAUCGGGCGGUCAACGUGCACGCAUUUCAUUGGCGCGCUGCGUGUACCAACACGCGGAUGUGUAUCUCCUAGAUGAUCCACUUGCAGCUGUUGAUGCUAAGGUAGCCCAAGCAAUAUAUGAAGAGUGUGUCAGAGGUUUCCUAAGAGACAAGGCGGUCGUGCUCGUCACUCAUCACGUGCAGUACGCCCGGCAUGCGAACAACGUCAUUGUUAUGAGGAACGGAAGGAUUGUCGCACAAGGAUCGUACCACGAGUUGAAGAAUAGCGCGCCAGAGUUUGAGCAGCUGAUCGAGAUGGGAGAAAGAGUCGAAGGAGAGAAGCAGAAGCAGAAGGUCACUUCGUAUGAGAACAAAGAGAGCAUGGAACACAGUCAUAUAUUGAGAUCGCAGAGGUCAAUGUCGGAGGCUUCACAGCUUUCCUUCAAUCUGGACUCGGAGAAUUCUAACCCGAAAUAUGAAGGUGAGACCCAGAAGAAGGGUUCUGUCUCUGGCAAUGUAUAUCUAUCGUACAUCGCGAGCGGUGGAGGCAAAGCUACCAUGCUGCUUCUACUGUCGCUGUUUCUCAUCGCGCAGGUGUUCUACUCGUCCACUGACAUCUGGCUUAAAGAAUGGGUGAACUUAGAAGAAUCGAACAGUGCGAAGAUUAUUGCGUUACGCAGCAACGAUUCCCUUGUCCCGAUGAUCGACUAUAAGGAUCUAACAGCGAACCGCUGGCACCUGUCCCGCGAGCAGUGCGUCUACAUCUAUGCCUCGCUGAUUGGCAUCUGUAUGUUCUUCACCUGGAACAAGCUCCUCGUGUUCUACAACACCUGCAUCAGGGCCUCCACCAAGCUUCACGAUACAAUGUUCAGAGGAGUGACGAAUGCACCCAUGUGGUUCUUCCACCACAACCCCUCGGGCCGCAUCCUGAACAGGUUCUCUAAGGAUAUGGGACAGGUUGAUACCUUGCUUCCAGUAGCGCUCGUGGACUGUCUUGGGUUCUUCCUGGAAGUGAUAGCAAUUCUGGUAGUGGUGUGCCUGGUGAAUUGGUGGCUGAUCCUGCCUACGGCUGGAGUCGCCUGUCUGCUAUAUCUGCUGAGGAGUCUGUUCCUCAGCACUAGUCGCGAGCUGAAGAGGAUUGAGGCUAUCGCUCGAAGCCAGAGCUUGAACCACGCAGCCGCCACCGUGUCGGGUCUCACCACCAUCCGCUCCACCCGCGAGCAGCAGCGGACGCUGGCGCAGGAGUUUGACAAGCUGCAAGACCUGCAUAGCUCGUCGUGGGCGCUGGUGCUCACCACGAACCGGGCGUUCGGCUUCUGGAUGGACAUGAUCUGCUGCGUCUACCUGGCCACUGUUACUUUCAGCUUCUUCUUAUUCUCCAGGGAAGGAAAUAUGGGCGGUAACGUGGGGCUCGCUAUAACGCAGGUGAUAGGGCUGGUGGGGAUGUGUCAAUACGGGAUGCGGCAGACGGCUGAAGUUGAGAACCAGAUGACUUCUGUUGAAAGAAUAUUGGAGUACACGAGUUUGCCUCCCGAAAAACCGGUUGACCCGGACGAGACAGCUCUGAAGAACGAACAUCCAGGACUGGACUUCAACUCCUGGCCGAGCAAAGGCGAAAUAUUAUUCGAAGAUGUAUCGCUGGAGUACGAGAAACCGCCGAAACGUGACAAAGAGGAGCACCUGCCCAAGAUAGAGGAAACCCCGUACGCGAUCAGGGGAGUCAACUUUGUGAUACGACCGGGGGAGAAGGUGGCUGUGGUAGGCAGAACUGGCGCUGGCAAGAGCUCGCUUAUAUCAGCCUUGUUUAGGCUUAACAAGAUAACAGGAAAAGUAGCGGUGGACGGCGUGACAGCGGAGCAGGCGGGGCUACGCAAGUGGCGGUCGCGGCUGUGUGCCUUGCCGCAGAGACCCGCGCUGUUCGCGGCCACGCUGCGGGACAACCUGGACCCGGAGCACAAGUACAGCGACGCGGAGAUACACGCGGCCUUGCACGAGGUGGAGCUGGACUCGCUGGUGUCAAGUAUGGCCGGAGGUCUGUCGUCGCGAGUGGGCGAUGGGGGAGGUAACCUGUCCAGUGGCCAGCGACAGCUCCUGUGUCUGGCGCGAGCUGCACUGGCCAAGCGAGCUGUACUUGUUCUGGAUGAGGCCACCGCUAACGUGGAUACGGAGACGGACAGACAGAUCCAGCUCACGAUUCGCGACAAGUUCGCGAGCUCCACCGUACUUACCAUCGCGCACCGUCUCAACACCGUCAUGGAUUACGAUCGGGUCAUUGUAAUGGACAAAGGCCGCGUGGUGGAGUCAGGGCAUCCGUACGAGUUGCUGACCCAGUCUAGGGCUGACCAGCGGAGACGUAGUCUUCUUUCCAAGAGUCAGGCACCGCUGGCCAUACCCGAAAACUUCGCGUACCAGUCGCCGGGCGAGUUCACAGAUGAAUCGGAGACUCUAGUGUUGUCCAAGGACCGAGUGAGGACCUACUCCAACAGAUCGGAAGCUGUGGAACAGGACACAGGAAUUUUCAAAACUCUCGUCGAACAAACGGGACCGGAGACGGCGGCCUUAUUAAACAAAAUGGCGGAAGAGAGUUAUAAAAGAAUGCUGCUUAAGAAAGCCUCGUGAACACACAAUAUUGGUGCUAUAAACUGCCAUAAUUACUAUAGAUAAUGUUAUACAUAAAUAUUUUAAUGUAUAAUUUAUUAAUUUCAAUUAUUAUUAAAGUGUAUAAAUCGAAUUUCAACUCGAAUUUGUCGGAAAUUCCUUCGAAUGUAUUUAAGUUGCGUAAAAAUAUUAAAAUAAUACUUUUACAUACAGCAAGUCGUUUCUUGUUUUAUAAUGGUGUCUACUUAAGUAAUUAUAGGGUUUAAUUUACAUCAGAUUUUGAGCACAAAAUUUAUUUAUUGUCAUUAAACAUGUGUGGAUGAGUCGUAUAGAUAUAAUUGUUUCCGUCUGGUAUACAUGGAGGCGAUUUAUAGUAUAGGCGAUAAUAGAUCUUAUCGCUUUCGCCUGGGAAAAUCGAGUAGAUUAACAGUUCAUAUAGACCAAAUCAGUGUCGCUUCAUAAAAGAAUUCAAUUCAUUAAGUCUUAAAAAUCUUAUUCCUUUCGCCUGGGUAAAUCGACUAGAUUUACAGUCCGAAUAGACCAAAUCAUUGUCGGUUCAUAAAUGAAUUCGAUGAAUUAAGUCGUAUAAAUCUUAUUCCUUUCGCCUGGGUAAAUCGACUAGAUUUACAGUCCGAAUAGACCAAAUCAUUUUAGCUUCAUCAAUUAAUUCUUUUAAUUAAAUCUUAUAAAUCUUAUUCCUUUCGCCGGGUAAAUUGACUAGACUUACAGUCCGUACAUACGAAAUCAUUUUAGCUUCAUUAAUGAAUUCGAUUAAUAAAGUCUUAUAAAUCUUAUUACUUUUAGCCUGGGUAAAUCGACUAGAUUUACAGUCCGUAUAGAUCUAAUCAUUUCCGCUGAAUUUGAUUAAUAAUGUCUUAUAAAUCGUAUUCCUUUCGCUUGGGUAAAUCGACUAGAUUUACAGUUCCUAUCUAAUCAUUUCCUCUUCAUUAAUGAAGUCUCAUAAAUCUUAUCCCUUUGAGACUCAGAGGUCCAAUAGAUCUAAUCUCAUGUAAUAGGAUAAAUGGGGUAGCUUUAAAGAUCAUGUAAACUCAUUCGCCUGGAUUUACUGAAGAGAUUUUGAGGUAGUCUUGAUCUAAUAUGUUCCGUGUCUACAAAUGUAGUCUUAUAUCUUAUAGAUCUAAUCUCAUCGGGAAGAGUAAACGAGGUAAAACUCUUUUGUUAUGUAAAUGGCGUAUCGCUAUGGGUAUUUUAGUUAUCAUCUCGAAUCAUUGGGUAAAUAAUUAAAAAAAUAGACUGGAAUUACUGGGCUGGGUAGGUUUUUAGGACUUACAGGUAUUCCUGUAUGGGUGAGAAGGGUAGCCUAUUUAAUAGAUCUAAAGAAAUUCGAAAAAAAAUAUAUUUGUAUAUAUGUAUUCUUACUAUUUGAUCAAAAUAUAGAAUCUUUGUUUCAAAUAGAUAUGAAUGAGACUCUUUAGCUGCCUAACCUCAAUUACGUAAUUCAAUUAAUUUUGUAUGUGGAAUUCUGUUGGUUUGUUUUCCAAGAUGCUUUAAGGUUAUCCCGACUUAGAGAUCUUCCUUUAUCUAUCACACUUCUUUACUUCCAGUUUUUUACCGUGCUGAGUUAGAAUAAAAAUAAGCAGCAUGAAAUCUUUUCUCCAUUUGCUUAUGGUCGAUAAUGCCUUGGUAAUUGUUGCUGUGACUUAGGUACUUACAUUUCGAAUAAAUGUGAUCCUUCUAGAAAUAAUCUUUAUUUUGUACUUAAAAAGGCAUUUACCAUUGCAAGUAUAAUAAACAUGCUAGUUCAAAUAAUGUGUAAACAUGGUGCGAUGAAUUAUGCGAUUUUAAUUGUUUCUGCCUUUUCACUUAUCUUUCUACAAAAGGCUUUAUAAAAGUGAGAAUUUUCUCUUAUUGUAUAUAUAAUAUAAUUUAAUAUGCAUUACAAAUCUUGAAUAUAAUGAUUACGAAUUAUAUCUAAUUAUAGAUGUUGCAAUUAUAAAAAGCCACAAAUAUGUCAAUUGCUCGGUGUAAACUGUAAACUAGCUAAAAUGUAAAUGUAAACUUAAGGCCGCUAUCCCAAGAAAUCACCAAAAUAGCGCAUAAUUGAAACCGUUCCUUAACGGUUUAUAUAAAGCUUUUAUUUUAACAAAAAAAUAAUUAUACGUCUACAGAGCAUGAGAAGAAAAUUCAUUUUUUCUUUACAUUUCUAUCUUAAAUAGACAUUGCGAAAAAAAAUCAUCACUUGAUGAUUUUUUUACUCCUUACUUUUACAGCUGGAGACAUGUUAAUUAUUCAAUCUAGAUAAAACUGUAUGAAAAACUAUUUACUGUUUACAAAUACUAUUUAACAUGUAUUGAAUUUUAUUUAUUGAAAAUUAUAUUAUGUUUGUAAUAAAUUAAAAAUACUUCUAAUUAUGAAUUAAAACAAUGGCGAUAUUGUGCGAGAGAGGUAACCUAGCUCCGCUCGAUUGCUCAAGGCCGUUGGCUCGGUCCCCAGCCUUAAGCAACAAUUUAUUGUUAAAAACUUUAUUAUUUAGGUAUUUAAUAAUUUAAUUGCAAAUGGCCUAAUAUUAGUUCUAAAUUUGCCGAAAGAUAGCAAGUUUAGAACUAAUAGAAUAGGCAGUUAAACAAUUUUUGCGUUGCUUUUUCGGCAAUGUGAAAUAUCCCGAAACGAUUUUGAUUCUUUAAUUUAAUGUAUAAAUUCUAAAUAAAGUCUCAAAUAAAACAUAGUCUCAAAUAUGCGGUCCUCUACUUAAUUACACAGAUAAUAAAGCGAUAGAGGCUGUGUCAUCACAUUUUUUUUAUUGAUUGCUAAUAAUAUACAUGUGGACUGACACACUCAGCAAUUAUGGACUCUUCUUCGUGUUUCAGAAAUUGAACAAUUAUUAGACGCGAUGUUUAAGUUUCACUCGUCGUUAAUGUUUCUAAGGUUACAAAUGCUAACUGAAAUGCUGGCUGACCAUACAGACUCAAAUAUAUCUGAAUAAAUUUUAAAAAAUCCAUGUAUUUCUUAAAAGCUAUGAAUAUAGUAAUAUAUAACUAAGACGUUGCAUCAUCUUUUAGAGCACAGCUUUUACAUAGGUAUAAUAUCAAAAUUAUCUUUCGUCGGAAAAACUAAUAACAUGUCAAAAUUUGUCGCUAGCUUAGAAUUAAUUUGCGUUUCCUUGUACUUAAUAUAUGGUGCUGAAUUUGUGAACAUUUUCAAUUGUAUUAUAGGAGAACUAAUUAAACUACCUCACUUCUAAAGCGAAACGGAAAUAUUUUAUGUUAAACGAAAUUCAAAAUGGCGGUUAGAGCUGGCAUAUUGUUAAUUGAUGAUUUCAGAAAGUUGUUGCAAUUAUUUUUACAUAUAAAACUGGUUCUUAUUGUUAUUGUAAUAAUAGCCAAUUUUGUGUGGGCAAGUUUUGAUGUAGUAAUUAUUUGGUUUGACCACAUUAUGAGUAAUUAUGUGGUUUCAUCAAUAGAGAUCAAAUAAGUUUAUUACUCUGUAUCUUUAUAUGCGCAAUAUGUUGGUAGUGAUUUAGUUAAGAAAUAUUGUGAUAUGAACACACCAGUAUUCUUUUAAAUAUUCAAUUAUUAGUGUUAGAAAAAAUAAUUGUAAUUUUCAAAGAAAAUUAUAUUUUACUACUUACUGGUUACCAUUUUAUUGUAUGAUUAUAUAUGUUAUUGUAAUAAAUAUUUGAAAUGUUUAUUUUA
Leptidea sinapis is the source of this 8292-nucleotide messenger RNA. RefSeq names its product probable multidrug resistance-associated protein lethal(2)03659. The transcript has 33 exons. The record is from RefSeq and is a predicted model, not a curated record. Bases 335 to 4660 code for a protein of 1441 amino acids. Gene Ontology annotation, cellular component: membrane. Gene Ontology annotation, biological process: transmembrane transport. NCBI's taxonomy places the organism in Eukaryota, Metazoa, Arthropoda, Insecta, Lepidoptera, Pieridae. Gene Ontology annotation, molecular function: ATP hydrolysis activity; ATP binding; ABC-type transporter activity.